AAUAGAAGACAUUAUGAAUCUUGUAUCAAAUGAAAGUUCGUCAAAAGUGAGGUUUAUUGAUACUGAAUAGUGAGGGUUAUAAAAAAUUUUUAAUAUCGAACUUCAGAAACUUUCAAAAAUUUUAUACUUAUUUUUUAGGGUGGGAAAGUAAGAUGACAGUAAUUCAAAAAUCGAGUAAAAUGACUUUUCUUGAAUAUUUUUACAUGGUUCGAUGGAGCUCGUUGAGCUCUACAAAACUGUAUAUAUUAAAAAAAUUUUAAACAAAGUUCCUGGGUAAAAAUACACUGAAAAUUGGUCUAAAGAAUAUAUCAAAAACCUCAUUUUUUACACUUUAUAUAUGGAAAAAAAUGGUCUUUUUUACAUUAAUAUUCUUAUGUAAGGUGUUUGAAAACAUACUCAUUCGAUACAGCGUGAAAAAUUGCAUCGAAUGAGUAGAUUUCGAAACGUCUGAGGGAGUAAAAAUAAUUUAAAAAAGCUAAUUUUAUUGAAACAUUCAGUACAUUUCUUCCAUAUAAAAAAUAUGAGUUUUUUUAACGUUUUUUUAAGACUUUUCAAAUAGUUUUUUAAAUUUUUUAUCGCAAAAAACUAGCUUAAAAAUUUUUUAAUAUAUACUGUUUUGUAGAACUCGACGAGCUCAAUCGAACUAUGUAAAAAUAUUCAAGAAAAAUCAUUUUACUCGAUUUUUAAAUUACUGUCAUCUUACUUUCCCACAACAAAAAGAAAAGCGUAAAAUUUCUGAAAGUUUCUUAAGUUCGAUAUUAAAAAACUUUUGUAAACCUCACUUUUGACGAGCUUUCAUUUGAUAUAGAAUCCAUUAUGUCUUCUAUUCGCAAUCAUAACUUUACUCACCUGGAAUAAUACUUUUACCCACCUAGUACAUUAUAUAUGUUCAUUGUUUCAUUCAAUAUCAUAUUUCUAGAAGUUCAAGAUGAUAGUAAUACAAAUAGUAAUUAUAAUAAUCAAUUAAAUACAAAUGUAUUACUAUCAAAUGAUGCACAUAGAACAAAUACUGAUACUUUAAAUACUAAUAUACAACAAAUAAAUUCAUCAUCGAGUACGACAAAUGAAUCUCAAUCAAUUAAUAGAUCAUCAAAUAAUCAUAGUAAAACAUCCUGA
Molecule: messenger RNA, 1116 nt
Organism: Rotaria sordida
Lineage: Eukaryota; Metazoa; Rotifera; Eurotatoria; Philodinida; Philodinidae
Source: the annotation of a GenBank genome assembly